Molecule: messenger RNA, 540 nt
Organism: Dovyalis caffra
Lineage: Eukaryota; Viridiplantae; Streptophyta; Magnoliopsida; Malpighiales; Salicaceae
Source: the annotation of a GenBank genome assembly
AUGGAUGGCACGAAUUCUUGUUGGCAAAAUUCUUACCAGCAGCUCUUUGCUGGCUGCUCGCAGGUUCUUGCCGUCGAGGACAAGCGAUCGAGAUUUGCUUGGCACCUUAGUGAUUGCUUCCAAAAGGAAUCUGGACGGCCGGCGUUUCCUUACUGUGACACAAAAUCAGCGAUGGUUAAUUGUCUCAGAAUGUUGAGUGACAAUCAGCAUCAGGUUUAUCUUGAAUUUUUACUGGAAACCAAUUCUAUCUGCUAUCAGGCUCAUGCCUUCAACGACAAAAUGGAGAGACUGGUGAAUGAUCUUAAAAAUUCAGCAGAAUACACUGAAGAACAGUUGGGAUUGAUAGAAGGAAAAACGCAUUCCGUUAAAAAUGUUGCUCAAACAACGAAAGAUGCAAAGGAUCACAUGGAUGUAUUAUCCAAGAACUCUGAAGCUGUUUAUAAUACAUCCAAGGAAAUUGCACAUUCUCAAUCAGAGCUGCAAGAGGCACAAGAAACAAUGAACGGAAAAUUUGAAGGAAGGGAUGGCAGUGCUUCAUGA